This is a messenger RNA of Trachymyrmex septentrionalis, 916 nucleotides long. RefSeq names its product G patch domain-containing protein 11. The coding region runs from base 143 to 877 and encodes 244 amino acids. Gene Ontology annotation, molecular function: nucleic acid binding. Lineage: Eukaryota; Metazoa; Arthropoda; Insecta; Hymenoptera; Formicidae. Gene Ontology annotation, cellular component: kinetochore. The transcript is spliced from 3 exons. The record is from RefSeq and is a predicted model, not a curated record.
GAACGUUGUGUCUCGUAGAAAAAAAGUAUUUUUACAAGCGAAUAUAAAUAUUCGAAAGCUUGGAUCGUCGACGUUAUCGCGAGAGAAUUUCUGAGUGGUUCACGUAAAACUUUCCUAUAAAUAAUCAAUUUCGCUUCGAACAAUGUCAGACGAUGAAGAUUAUAUGUCUGAUAAAUUUCUACAAGAUACCGAACGAAAUGUCUCGUCGAGUCUUAUACACAGACGUUCUGAUAAAAGAGAAUUUGCAUUAAUGAAGAAAAAGGCUGAAAUUCAAUCUAGGAAUAAGUCAAUACAUGUAGUCGAAGCAGAAAAAAGGGAGGAAGGCUUGUCAUCUGCUAUUACUAGUACAAAUAAAGGUUUUGAAAUGUUGAUGAAAAUGGGGUACAAACCUGGUCAAGGUAUAGGCAAGACUCAAUCAGGAAUGACUGAACCAAUUUCUGUGGAAGUGAAAGCGGAUAGACAAGGUCUAGGCAAAACAUUAAAGAAAGAUACAUAUAAACCUAAGAAUACAAAUGCAAAAUUAAAUAAUAUGGAUACCAGAGAUUUCCGUAACAGGUUAGCCCAAGAAAAGGCAGAGCAGCUGCAGAAGAUCGAUUUGUACAAAAGUCAAAAGGUGUGUCAAGAAUUGGACACUAAAGAAAACGUUGAAAAACCUGAAGAGUCAUGGUUUUGGGUAGAGAAUAAAGAAGAGAAAGAAGAUGAUGAUACUGAUGACGAUAUCGAAGAUGACCAAGUUCUCAGUAAUUUAGAAAAACUUGACAUUCUUACUAAAUAUUUAAGAAAAAAAUACUUUUACUGUAUCUGGUGCGGAAUGAAAUUCAAUGAUGAAGACGAUUUAAGAGAUAACUGUCCGGGAAGUACAAGAAACGAUCAUUGAAUACGUUAAAUAGAAUAUUAUUUUUAUAAUGACUUAAAU